Lachancea mirantina is the source of this 3051-nucleotide messenger RNA. The record is from the annotation of a GenBank genome assembly. Lineage: Eukaryota; Fungi; Ascomycota; Saccharomycetes; Saccharomycetales; Saccharomycetaceae.
AUGUCGUCAAUGCUGGACAAUGCUAGUGACGAGGCAUAUGUCAAGAGAGGCAUGUUGAGCAGCUCCUCGGAGGAAAAACGAUUAUAUAAGGCGCGGAUUCAAAGGUUUGAUUCAGCACACAGACAUUACAUCGUGCUGAUGGGUGCGCUGGCGGUUCUGCAAUUCAUUGCUAUAGCGUUUUUCACUCGAGGUUUCUUGCUAACUCGGAACGUUCUAGAGAACGUCGCUUCAGUCACAGAAGCUUACGGGAAGUUCGAUAAAUGCGUCAUACUGAUUGUAGACGCGCUCCGUUUUGAUUUCGCUGCUCCUGUGGACCCUGCCGAUAGUUCCUUCAACACGAAUUAUCAUAAUAACAUGCCUAUCUUCAACAUGAGCUGGGAUUCGGAUACUGGUUCUUCACUGUUGCUGAAAUUUAUUGCAGACCCCCCCACUACAACCCUCCAACGGCUUAAGGGACUGACAACAGGAUCUUUACCAACAUUUAUAGACGCAGGAUCCAAUUUCAACGGGAAAGUAAUAGAAGAAGACAAUUUCAUCAAACAGCUUUACCUGAGGGACAAAAGGGUUCUGUUUGCAGGUGACGAUACCUGGCAAGCGCUCUUCGAGCCCUUCCUUUCAUCCCAGAGCGAAUUUCACGAAUCGCUGAACGUAUGGGACUUGGAUACCGUUGACAAUGGCGUUAUUGAUUUUUUUGAGAGAAAAUUUCUUACUGUACCGCAGCAGGAGCAAGAAUGGGACGUUUUGAUCGGUCAUAUGCUUGGUAUGGACCAUGUUGGUCAUAAAUACGGGCCACAGCAUUUCACUAUGAAAGAAAAGCAACUGCAAGUUAGUGACUUUAUUGACGAUAUAAGGAAGACAAUUGACGAUAACACUUUGCUCAUCGUGAUGGGAGAUCACGGCAUGGACCAUACGGGUAAUCACGGGGGAGAUUCUAAAGAUGAGUUAGAGGCGGCACUAUGGCUCUAUACAAAGCAAACAAAAGCAUGGAACCAUCUUCCAGAAGAACAGUAUUCUAUGGAUGAUCUCGGCUUAAAUUAUCGGGAAGUAAAUCAGAUAGAUCUAGUGCCAACGUUCUCGCUAUUAAUGGGAUUGCCAAUUCCUUUCAAUAAUCUAGGAUGGCCUUUUGAUGAGAUUGCAACUUCAGAAGAAGAAUCUCAAAUGUAUUCAAGACUGACCUUGGAACAGCUGAAAUCUUACAAAGAUACCAGCGGCGUAAUUUCGAAUCAGCAUAUUAAUCAACGACUUUCUGAUCUUUGGGUAUUAGCGUCCAAUAAUUAUUCAAAAUCCGCAGAUUACCAGAAAUUUUUUUUGGAAUCUUGCAAGGACAUGUGGACUAGGUUCGACUAUUGGAGUAUCGGGAGUGGCAUUACCCUACUGGCUAUAUCCCUACUUUUGUUGAUGUCUGUCACGAAAUUAAUACCUUCUAUUGUUGUCGGUCAGAUGGUUUCGGAGUUUGUUCCCUCAAUCAUCAUGAUGGCUUUGGUUUCCAAUGUUUGCUUCAAUGGGAUUUUUCAUGUUUUGCAUCAACCUUCGUUUUUAGAAAACUGGAUUUGGUGCAGUUUAUUCGCUACUGCAGUUGGAAUUAUAAUCGGUUGCUGUAUCCCAAUUUUUGAUCGUUAUAAUUUGACAUGGAUUUUACUUAAGUUUUUGGAAGAGCUAUCAGACUACUGGUCCCGUAUAGCAGCUUUGCUUCUAACGUUGCACGCGAUUGCAUUUACAUCCAAUUCUUUCACAAUUUGGGAAGACAGGAUUGUUUGUUUUCUAUUGACGACCUUGGGUAUGCUGACUUUGAAUGAAUUUAUCUUUCUGCCCAAAAGACAGUCUACCACGGCUCUUUUAAGCGCAGCUAAUGGUGAUAAAAUACCUGCUUCAACUGAACGGCUGCAAGCUUACCGGCCGCAUACUGAAAAUUUACCCCUUGGAAGGUUUGCCAGACUAGUGGGAGCAUACCAUUCGAUAGUUCUUAUCGUGUGCACAAGGCUUUCGUCAAUGAUAACAAUAUGCCGAGAGGAACAGGGUGAUAAAUGCACGGCGACCUUCACUCUGACUAAUAAUUACUCAGUUUGGUGUCUCCUCAUCUGUCUUCUACUGGUGCCAUUCUUGCCAUCGUGCAUACAGGGAUAUUACAACGUGUGCUCCUCUUACCAAGCUGCUGCACCCAUUUGGAUUGGACAAUUUUUAAAAGCAGUUUUACUGACGAACUUCAUAUAUUGGGCUUUGACAGCUUGUGAGAACAGGAUACCAAAUUGGGAUUGGGAUCUCAAAAUUGUAAAGUUUACUAUUUCUCGCAUGAUUGUUGGCUUUUCUUUGAUAGCUGCCAACGUGGGGUGGAUGAUGGGGCCACUAUGCGUGAAGAUCAAUGUGAGGAAUAAUGACUUGAAGUCUCAGCAGGCUACCAUACUAGGUUACACUAACGCCUACGGAUCUCAGUAUUUCCUUCUUGUCAUCAAUUUCCUCAUGUGCAUCAUUCUUUUCAACAAACCGUUGGCUCAAGUGUCCCUCUUCUUAAUGUGCAACCAAUUGUUAUCCAUUCUUGAAAUAUUUGACUUACUAAAAAUGAAAGAAAACCUCAUUGGACCCGUCGCGAUGGGACUUUUGGCUCAUCAGCAGUUUUUCUCGACUGGCCACCAGGCAACGAUUCCUUCGGUUCAAUGGGAUAUGGGGUUCAUUCUGACGGAACGCAUUACCUUCCCGUUUACACAUUUAAGCAUAGUCAUGAACACUUUUGGUCCUCACAUUUUGGUUGCGCUAUCAGUUGCAUUACUCACUUUAUGGAAGCAAGCGCCUUCGGUUUUAAAGCCGCAGACAAUUUUGGCGAGAAUUGUCUCCAAUUGCGGCAUGUUACUCAUCUACAACACUGUUUUAUGCUUGAGCACAUUUGCUUGGGUCACACACUUCCGCCGCCAUCUUAUGGUAUGGAAGAUUUUUUGUCCCAGAUUUAUACUCGCCAGCUUAUGUCUGAUUGUAACGCACGUCGUCAUAAUAUUCAUCACGAUUGCAUUCUCAAGUGCGAGGCUGAUAAAACAGAUCAACAACAUUUUCUGGAAGUGA